Messenger RNA from Phalacrocorax carbo (great cormorant), 933 nucleotides. NCBI's taxonomy places the organism in Eukaryota, Metazoa, Chordata, Aves, Suliformes, Phalacrocoracidae. The record is from RefSeq and is a predicted model, not a curated record.
AUGUGUAUUUAUACAAACAACGUUUUCCUCUGGGACUUGCGGUAUAAAGAAGAAGCCGUGCUCCCCGACACCCACCUUCCCGGCAUCUCCGGAACAAGGCAGGAUGACCAAGGCCCCUUUCUCUGUGGAGUGGCUGUCCCAGAGCAGCCAGGCCCUCAGGAGCCCCACCGAGGGCUCCCCACAGCGAACAUCCUCCGCCGGCCACCGCUCCGUCUCCAGCCCCGGCUUGAGCGAGCGGAGCACGGAGCAGUCCGCCGGGGCCGGGAGAGAGGGCAGGAGCAGGGAGCGCUCGGCGGCGCCCCCCGCUGCAGGACCUGCGUGGGGGCGAAGGAGGCGGCGGGCGGGCACCCCCGCGGUUCCCGGGCCUGCCUGAGCCUUUCUCCCUCCCUCUCCCCAGGAGCAGGCGAGCGGCCGUGGGGCGCGGGGCGGCCGCCGCCGGAGGGGGGUCCCGGCGGCUCCUGCCCCGAGGGCGCGGGCGGCAGGGGCGGGCGGCGGCUGCGGACGGCCUUCAGCGCCGAGCAGCUCAGCACCCUGGAGAGCUCCUUCCGGCGGCAGCGCUACCUGGGGGCGGCCGAGCGGCGGCAGCUGGCCGGCACCAUGCGGCUCUCCGAGGGGCAGAUCAAGACCUGGUUUCAGAACCGCCGGAUGAAGCUCAAGCGGCAGCUGCAGGAGCUGAGGACGGAGACUUUCUGCAGCCCCCCUCCCCCUUACGGACCUCAGAGCGGUGUGCUGUCCCUGCCGCUCGCCUACGUGGCCCGGCCACCGCCUCCGCCCCGGCAAGGGGCUGCCUCUGGGGGCUUCGCCUUGGCGGCGCUGCCGGCACCCACCCCGGACCUCGGCAGCGCCUGCAGAGCACAGCCCGUCGGCUUUUGGGCGGCGGCACCGUGCUUUGUAGGGUACAGCGACCCCAGAGCUUUCUUGCUGGGAGUCUGA